CGAAUGUUGACAGUUGUCCGUCCAGGAAAGGGUUAAUUAAAUGUCAGACCACUCCCAUUAUCGACCGUCAACUUUAUUAAUACUAGCCCUGUUAAAUGCGCCCAAUAAGUCGGCGGUGUGCUGGCAGGCAGGUCGCGCGGUGCUGUCUCAGAGCUGGUGGUGCUGAAAUCGCAGCCUUCAGCGAUGUGGUCGGUGUUUUUUGUAUUCCUGUCUUAUUUGGACGGGGAAUUCGUUAAGGCUGAUUUCCUCAGCAGCGCUCUGGAGGCUGAGAAGGAGAGCAAAGAAUUCUUUUACUUACUCAACAAUACCCUGUGCGCCAAAAGGUCAAAUGUCGGAGAGUACCAUCUGCUACAAGUGUCUGACGGAAUUCAGGAAGUGCGCUCUGUCCAUGAUGCCACCGGUAAACUGGUGGAUUGCGCCUUGACCACAGAUCCCAUGCAAGUGAAAUCCUUCAUGUAUUUGUGCCACCUGGGUCUCCGCGGUCAGGUCUCUGUCCCGGUCGCUUUGAAUCCCAAUUUUAAGAGCAUUACUGACGUGAAACUGAAGUGUCUUCAGUUGAAAUCCAAGCGCGCGUCAUCUGAUACAAGUGAUCUGCAAGCGAGCGAAACACGUGAAAGUCGCAGAAAGGUGGAUGCUGCAGUUUUGCGCCGGUCAAAGCGUGGCUUCACUUACCCAGGGACGCUGUGGUGCGGAGCGGGCAAUAACGCUAAUCAUUACGAUGAACUGGGGGAAUUUGCUGAUACCGACAAAUGUUGCCGCGAGCAUGACCACUGUCCCCACGUCAUUCACGCCUUCUCCACCGAUUAUGGCUACACCAACUUUAAAUGGCACUCAAUUAGCCACUGCGACUGUGACAACACAAUGAAGGCAUGUCUCCGAAAUGUGAAUGACUCUUCCUCCAGAGUGGUUGGGCAGGCGUUCUUCAAUGUUAUGGAAGUGCCUUGUUUUGAGCUCGCUUAUCAAGAGCAGUGCGUUGACAGGCACUGGUAUGGAGUGUGUAAACGGUAUGGCCAGGUGCCAGUGGCCGUGAUCAAAGAGUCUAUUGCGUACGAUUUCGGUGGCAUUGAUGUCAUCGACGACCUUCCAUUGCCGCCCCUCGACAAGACAGCAUCGAGUCCACAACCUGCCUCAGCUGAACCAGGGGAGACUGGCUCAGAGGGGGCAGGCAGCACCACACAGUCCACAGCCUCCUCCUCUACCUCUACCUCCACGUCUGGAUCUCAGACCACCACCACGGCCAUCCCUGAGGUCCCAUCUCUCACCAACAUGGUGACCGCAGCUGAGGACUUCAUCAAGGUGCUGGCCACCGUCUCCUCUUCGCAAAGCACAUCGCCGGAGGCGGGCAAGGAUGAGACGCAGGGCUCCGAGAAGAAGCGCAAGAAGAACGCGGGCGGCAAGAAGAGAAAAAACAAAAAGAGGAGGGGUAAAGGGAGGAAGAGGAAGCUGAACGUGGAGACGAUUGUCGUGAGGGUUAACGAGGGCGGUGUAGGUGCUGCAUCUUGUCACGUCGUUAUGGAGGACGGAGUGAGCAGCAGCAGUAGCAGCAGCAGCAGUAGCAGCAGCAGUAGCAGCAGGACAAAUAUCAUCGACGACCUGGCGAGAGGUCGGCAGGCAGAGGCGAACGUGGACAUGGGGAGUGAGAUGAGCCGGGAGGCUAGAGAGGAACUGACCAACGCCAUGAUGAGAGACGACCCUCAGCGCUCCCAUAGUGUGACCCCAUCGAGCACACCCGAAGAGUCAGAGAAAGAAGAGACGCAGAAACACAAGAAGGAGAGCAAGGUGGGCAGUAUGUCUUCCACCACCACAAGGCCUCCUCCCACCACUACUCCCAGCAUCACCCAUGCAAGCAUUGUGAAAACUCAGCAGAUUGAGAUGAGUACAUUGUCACCAUCCACAACCACAAUCACAAGCACAAGCACAAGCACAACGCCUUCUCCUCCCAGUGUGACUGUAGUAAGGAUCCUCAAAACCAAGAGCCACAGAGAGAGGAUGAGGCAGGGUCAUGUUAGUAGGCACAGACCUGGCCUCCGAGCCCAUAGCACGUUGCGCACCCCCAGACCUCAUGACACAGACAGGGAGGAGGAGCAGUCCAUCACUGUAUCUGUCAGGCAUGGUGGUGAUGAAACAAUAUUUGUCGAGAGGGGGGUCGAGGCUGCGGGUCGACUGAGCCCAACCGCGCUGGGAAACGCAAACGAGAGGGGACCCCUACACCUCGCCGCCACAGCAACAGCAGCUGGAGUACCCACCAUCCCCAUCAUCAGCCCUCUCCGUCAAGCCAAAGAAAGACAGAGGUCAAAGGAGAGAGGGGGAAGAAAGAAAGUAGGAAAAGUGAAACAUCCUCCUCCUUCUUCCUCUCAAGCUGAGCAGCCCAUGGAGCUUCACAAUCAUCAGACACCAACGCCAGACAGCCGAGAGGAGCCUGCCAGCAAGUCUCCUCCAGUUUCAGCCACUGAAGCCAGCAGCACGUCGCUGGGGACAGGGUAUCACGUUAUGGCCACGCGAUUGGACUACACGAGUGUGGCGAGACCGGUCCCACCCACCACUGCCAGGAGCCGCGGCACAGACACGGCACGGAAGGGGAAGAGCAGGUGGCACAGGUUAAAGGACUCCUUCAGGGAAAGGCGAAGGGGAAUGAGUCGCCUUUUUGGCAUCGAGCUGACCCAAAGUCCCGCAAGUGUUCUGCCUUCUGUGCAGUCCACAGAACUAGUAGUAGACAAAGCUGACUAUGGUACGACUGCAAGUCACACUGUGGGUGUCCCUGUUACCAUUGCCACCACUGCCAGCAUGCCCACCACCACCACCGCACUACCUCCUCUUCUGUCCCAGUCUGGCACGAGUACUAUGGGUCAGCUCGAGCCACCCAUCAAAGACACAAACACACAGGAUGCCCCGCUCAUGCUGCUGGCUGGACCACAGCCGAGCGGAGAGCAGAGACCAAAGCGGAAGAGGCACGAAAGAUGGGAGGGAAAGAAAAGAAAAAAGGCUGUGGCCUUGGCUGCUUGAAUCUUGACCAGUACCCCCCACACACCUCUCUCUGUAGCUUUCCAUUAGAGUUUAGUUGGAAGCAACUGGGCUUGCUCUUGGAGCUUGAAAGACAUUUCAUUCCUCAUUGGAGGAGUUCCAGCAGUUUCCUGUUGAUGUACUCUGUAGCAUAUACUGUGCGUACACAUAGGGCAUGAAGUAUGAGAUUAAGAUUUAUUUGUUGUCUUUGUUUACCCCUAAAAUAAACAACAAUAUGUGGAUAUUUUACACACGGCCAUCUUUUUGACAUUUGUGGAUUUAGUUUUAUAAAAAGAUUUUUUUAUGAAGCAUGUGAAGCAAAAUGUGUGCAAAAUAAAAGCAACUGUAAAGGUGUUUUAAAGGGGUU
Engraulis encrasicolus (European anchovy) is the source of this 3367-nucleotide messenger RNA. RefSeq names its product protein interacting with cyclin A1 (gene proca1). The record is from RefSeq and is a predicted model, not a curated record. Lineage: Eukaryota; Metazoa; Chordata; Actinopteri; Clupeiformes; Engraulidae. Bases 184 to 3003 code for a protein of 939 amino acids. The transcript has 4 exons. Gene Ontology annotation, biological process: arachidonate secretion; phospholipid metabolic process. Gene Ontology annotation, molecular function: A2-type glycerophospholipase activity.